Haliotis rubra (blacklip abalone) is the source of this 2742-nucleotide messenger RNA. RefSeq names its product dual specificity mitogen-activated protein kinase kinase 4-like. Gene Ontology annotation, molecular function: ATP binding; JUN kinase kinase activity. NCBI's taxonomy places the organism in Eukaryota, Metazoa, Mollusca, Gastropoda, Lepetellida, Haliotidae. Gene Ontology annotation, biological process: protein phosphorylation; MAPK cascade. The record is from RefSeq and is a predicted model, not a curated record. The coding region runs from base 237 to 1370 and encodes 377 amino acids. The transcript is spliced from 12 exons.
CACGAACGACUGUGAGUUGCCUGUGACGUCAAGGGAUUUUCCCGAGUAGAACUGUGGAUGAGUCAUCCCGAGAAAUGAACAUCAGCACCCAAUCAUAUUUCCUAUAAGCUCAGGACACCGUCGUUUGUUUCGACAGACAACCGCUGGUCCCGGGGACGAACCACCACACCUAUAGGGGAUAACGCCCCUCCGGACGGGCGAUAUCUUCUCGACCAAUUUUGAGGCGAUUUUUCAAGAUGGCGGCCCCGAAAAGACCGGGUGACAGUCAAGUAUUUUCAGUUCAUAGACGUAAGGAUUUACACCUGGAUUUCAACUCGCAUUUUGGUCCUGCUCCCUCUCCUUCUCUAGCUGACAUGGGCCACACAACUCAAAUUGAAAGAAUUCGUUCACGAGGUAAUUUGGAAAAGUCUACUGGAAAAUUGCAGAUUUCUCCUGAACAGACAUUUGAUUUCACAGCUGACGAUUUAACUGAUUUGGGAGAGAUAGGGCGAGGCAAUUAUGGCGUUGUAAAUAAAAUGCUUCAUGACAGAAGUGACACAAUUAUGGCAGUGAAGCGGAUCCGCUCGACUGUAGACGAGAAGGAGCAGCGUCAGCUCCUCAUGGACCUGGAUGUGGUCAUGAGGGCCAAUGACUGUAAAUACAUCGUGCAAUUUUAUGGUGCUUUGUUCAAAGAGGGAGAUUGUUGGAUAUGCAUGGAGCUAAUGGACGUGUCUCUAGACAAGUUCUACCGCUUUGUGUAUGGGGAGUUGAUCAGCUCAAUACCAGAAGAAAUAUUAGGGAAAACAACAGUUGCCACUGUCAAAGCAUUAAAUUACCUGAAGGAAAAAUUAAAGAUCAUUCAUCGAGAUGUAAAGCCCUCCAACAUUCUGCUGGACAGAAAGGGCAGCAUCAAACUCUGUGAUUUUGGCAUUAGUGGGCAGCUCGUAGACUCCAUAGCUAAGAGCAGAGAUGCAGGGUGUCGACCUUACAUGGCUCCGGAGAGGAUAGAUCCUAAAGCUUCCCACAGGGGCUACGAUGUGCGGUCUGAUGUGUGGAGUUUAGGCAUCACACUAAUGGAGCUGUCAACAGGGCAGUUUCCGUAUCCCAAGUGGACGAGUGUGUUUGAACAGCUCACACAGGUGGUGCAGGGUCCACCCCCAAAACUGAGACCCAGAGAGAGGUUCUCUGAUGACUUCCAUGACUUCAUUGGCACAUGUCUCACCAAGGAUGAAAAACAGAGGCCAAAAUACAACAAAUUGUUGGAGCACAAGUUUAUCAAAAGGUACGAAGAAAUGGAAGUGGAUGUUGGAGCAUAUGUGUGUGAUUUGCUGGACCAGAUCGGGAGCUCCCCGAACUCUCAAACAAGUGAAAGUGAUCAUCCCCUGUCUUAACAAACCACUGUGCCAUAUCAUGGACGAGCAAGAGUUGUAUAUAUUAUGUCUUGCGAUAUUGUGAUAUUUAAUAAGACGGAGAGAAAGGACUCGCAGAGACCUUAAAUCGAAACAAAAAACGGUUUGAGAUGAUUCCAUGUUUGAUGGACGAGUUGUGAGGAAUCCCGAGAUGGUUGGACGGACAGACCUCAGUGAAUUUAGCAUAACAUUGCCCCCAUAAAGACAGCUAUAUUACAUAAUCAACUAUGCAGUUUGUAAAUUUUUCCGAGAUUGCAGUUCUUAUGCAAAGGGAGCUAACUCUUGAGUGUUUUCACUGACACUGAAGUGAUCUCACGGAGAAGCAGGAUUAGCUUAGCAAAGAAUGGAAUCUCAUUGUACUGGACACUCAAUGCAUAUUGUCUUGCAGUAGGAAGUUUUGAAAAAGAGAGUAGUGUUUUGUUAAUUUGUACAUAGAAAUCUGAGGAUGUACAUUUAGUGUAAACUAUGUAUAUUUUUGGGGGCUGAUUAUAUCAGACCAUUGUUGUGAUACCGGUCAACAGAACUGUGUAUGCAGUGCUUUCCUGUUUAGGAGUAUCAUUUACAUCAUCAUCGCCAGUACUUCUUGGGUUUGUAAACACUUCGUUCACCCAUCUUCUGUUAAUAUAUUGUCAGUAUAGUCAUGAAAUGUGUUGAAAACCAAUCAAAUGUUUCUGUGUAAGAGUGAAUAGCGUCAGAUGAGCUAAACUUUGUGUAUCCUUUUGGGACUUCACAAUUGCUGAGUGCGGCAUAAAACUCACUCACUCACUCCACAAUUGCCUGGUGUUAAAUCGGUGUGUAGAGUAACCCGAACGCCAGACAUGUAAAUGUAUACUACUCAAAACAAGUAAAGAACACAUGUCAAAGACAUGGGUUUGGUUCCCCACAUGGGUACAAAAUGUGAACCCAAUUUCUGGUGUCCCCUGCCGUAUAUUGAUGGAUUUUUUCUAGAGGUGUGACGAUACAGAAACGUAUCUAGAGGAGUAACAAUACGAUUCGAUUCGAUGCAUAUCACGAUAUGCUAUCCUUAGUUAUUUUCUUAAACAAGUAUAUUUUGAUAGCAAGUAACAGUGUAAAUUUCAACAUAAUCGUCAAUUUCUAGUGAAAAUUCACUACUCUAAGGUCAACAAUACAUAUCACGAUACGAAAAAAAAGUAUUGAUAUAUUUAUUGUCAGAUAAAGUAUCACGAUUAUCGAUACUAUUGAUACAUCGUCACAGCUCUAAGUUUUUCUAAAAGCAGCAGAACAACACACUCACCAUUUGUGCGAUGUAAGGUGAAUGCUCAUCGGUGGGAGUGCUCACUGUUCCUUAUCGGUGAGGCCAGGUCAUGGCUUGAUUGGAUGGUUAAAAAACGUG